Molecule: messenger RNA, 763 nt
Organism: Dendronephthya gigantea
Lineage: Eukaryota; Metazoa; Cnidaria; Anthozoa; Malacalcyonacea; Nephtheidae
Exons: 3
Coding region: 128-619 (163 amino acids)
Source: RefSeq, a predicted model, not a curated record
AAUGCGUGUGCUAGAGGUGCUCAUUACCACAAGACGGGAAAAUACCAGUAAAGCAAGACAGAAACGAAGGAAGAAGAAAUUUCAGAAUUUUCAUCUCUUAUUGAAACGUCACGUUCAGCGCUGAAGAAUGACCGAGGCAAGAGCGACAUUAAAGAACAGCAUUGGCAACAGGUAUGACAUGCCCCCGAACAGUGGCGACAGUAUUCCUGACGUCGGGUUAAACGAAGCCUAUGUCAAUCAAGGAACGUGGAUAUUCUACGAUUCCAGUUUCACAGGCAACGGCGGAAACUUCAUGGUGGUCAGGGAAGGCGAUGGUAAUGUUGAGUUGGGUUUCAAUUGCGUAAGUGCCAGAGAAGUGGAUUACCAGUCAGAUGCAGUCGCUCUGUUUGAGCACUACAACUUCUAUGGUGUAACGAAAACUUACGUCAAUUCAGCCAGUGAACUCGAAGGCUUCAACUCAGGCGUCAGCUCUGCACUGAUUUUUCCAAGCGCGAAAUGGGAUUUGUACUCUGAAGCCAAUUUUCUUGGAUUAUCCAGCCAGCGAGGACCUGGGGAUUACCCUAGUGCCGAAGACCUCGGUCUUCCCAAUGAUACCGUCAAAAGCAUACGCCGAGCUUAAUUACUGGCGACGGAUAUGAAAAAUUUGGACUUUGGAUUUGAGUUUGACUUUUACAUCAAUAUACUUCACUAAAAAUGCAUGCAAUUCACAUUAUAAUGCUUGUCAGAGCUCGUAAAAUUAAUAAAAAUCCCGAUUUCAACUGAA